This is a messenger RNA of Telopea speciosissima, 1635 nucleotides long. RefSeq lists its product as uncharacterized. The transcript is spliced from 6 exons. Gene Ontology annotation, biological process: chromatin remodeling. Bases 1 to 1413 code for a protein of 470 amino acids. The record is from RefSeq and is a predicted model, not a curated record. Gene Ontology annotation, molecular function: zinc ion binding. Lineage: Eukaryota; Viridiplantae; Streptophyta; Magnoliopsida; Proteales; Proteaceae.
AUGUGUGCAAGUUCUGCACCAAAUUUGGUGUACAAGCGAAGGAAUCUACAGAAUAAAUCUGUUGCAAUUUUUACCACUCAGUCAGGAUCAAACACUAAACCUACAGGUGUUUGUCUUUCCUCUGUAAGUUCUGAGGGGCCUUCACCAACAGCAGAGAAGGAGCAUCUUGGUUCUCAGAUCAAGCCUGAAAUAGGUGCUGUCAAAGCUUCUGUUAUACCUACAGAUUUAUGCAAUGGGGAACUUGUUGGUGGAGAUGCAUCCACAUGCCAGAAGCUUUACCCAGAGAAGUUGGGUGAUGUUCCUUGUAAAAAGAUUGACUACAAAUGUGGUUUCAAUGUUAAUUCCAAGGCUGAUUUUGUUGUUCGAUGUUCGGUUGGAGAAGAGCAUGGGUUUGAUGAAGCACCCUGCAAUAGUGUAUGCAAAUGUCCCUUGGAGUACUAUAGUGUAAAUGAUAGCUGCUCAUCAUCAAAAUCAAAUACGGAUCUUGGAUCAGCUUCCCCUAAGAUUGAAGUGGACGAUUUUGGGGAAUGCUCCUCUUCUGAUAUUCUGGGCAGGGAAGUCCUGGCAGAAGAUCACUUGGAAAAGGAACUAUGUAUCUCUAUUCUCAGAAACUAUGGGCUGCUUGAAGGAGCUUUGCCUGUUGGUCCUUGUGCUGCUGUUGAAGUCUUGGGUGUCAGUAAUGAUGGAAACUCUUCUCAGCCAUGUAAAGUAUGUGGUCUUUCAGAAAACCCACAAAAUAUGCUAAUUUGUGAUCAUUGUGAAGAGGCCUUUCAUGUAUCUUGCUUGAACCCCAAGGUUAAAAAACUACCAGUUGAUGAUUGGUUUUGUCAACCAUGUUUAAAAAGAAUGCGUAAGCUUGAGAGUGCAGCUAGGAAAUCAUCUGAAUCUCGGAGUAGGGCUUCCAAAGGUGAAUCAGGACCUAUAUCCUUAAUGUUGAGAGACAUUGGGCAAUAUAGGUCUGGUGUUCGGGUCGGUAAAGGUUAUCAAGCAGAUGUUCCUGAUUGGACUGCUUCAGUAUCCAAUGAUGUUGGUUGUUUUGGUGAGCCACAAGAAAUUGAUCUUGCAGAGUGCAUUAGUUCGCAUGUUUGCAACUUGAACAAGCCAACACCCAGCUCCAUAGGUAAUUGGCUUCAAUGUCAAGAGGCUCUAUACAAUGAUGCCGGAGAAGCUAUUGAGGGAACUAUUUGUGGAAAAUGGCGCAGGGCUCCACUUUUUGAAGUUCAAACGGAUGACUGGGACUGCUCUUGUGCUGUCCUUUGGGACCCUAUCCAUUCUGACUGUGCUGUUCCUCAGGAGCUGGAUACUGAUCAAGUUCUAAUGCAUCUCAAAUAUAUAGAAAUGUUGAGGCCACGAUUGGCUGCUAAAAAGCGGAAACUGAGUCACAGUGUGAAUGAAGAGGACAAGAAAGUAUAGUGUUAGAUUUUGAUGGUAAUGACUUUAUUAUUUAUGUUUGUAUACAUCUUACCUUGUCAUGUAUUAUGUACAUUGGUCAAAUAGGCUUCAGAUUCCUUAUUAUUGAGCCAUUCUUUUUCCCCCUCUAUGAUGUGUUAAAUCACAUUCAUACAACUUUCACAAUUUUGUAUGACCAAGAGUCAACCGAUGUUGUAACGAAAUGACCAGUCAAUUACAGUACAA